Molecule: messenger RNA, 2940 nt
Organism: Zygosaccharomyces rouxii
Lineage: Eukaryota; Fungi; Ascomycota; Saccharomycetes; Saccharomycetales; Saccharomycetaceae
Gene: DBP10
Product: ATP-dependent RNA helicase DBP10
Exons: 1
Coding region: 1-2940 (979 amino acids)
Cellular component (GO): nucleus
Molecular function (GO): RNA binding; ATP binding; RNA helicase activity
Source: RefSeq, a predicted model, not a curated record
AUGGGUUCUACAUUGAAACGAAAAUUGGAGGAUGAAGAAUCCAACAGUGAAGGAGAAGAGGGAUUUGACAUAGCUGGUAACAUUGCGCUAACGUCUAGUGAGAGUGAAGGUGAAGAUGGAUCUGACGAAGACUCUGAAGAGAAUUAUCAAGAUGUGAUAGAUUACAGUGAUGAUGAUAAAGAAAAAGAGGCGGGCAAAAAGAAGAAGGAGCCUGUUAAAAAGAGUGAUAAGCACGAUUUCCCCAUAUUGGAACUAUCUGAUAAUGAGGAAGAUGCUGAUGCUAAGAAGAAGAAAGAAGACGGUGAUGCUGACGAUAUUAGUGAAUACUUUACCACUAAUAAUAGUGAAAGUAAGAAGCAUAAGAAAGGAAGUUUCCCCAGUUUUGGUUUUUCCAAAUUUAUUUUGAAUAACAUUAACAAGAAAGGUUUCCGUCAACCCACACCAAUUCAACGUAAAACUAUUCCAUUGAUUUUACAGAACAGAGAUAUCGUUGGUAUGGCACGUACUGGUUCUGGUAAAACCGCAGCAUUCGUUUUACCUAUGAUUGAAAAAUUGAAAGCACAUUCCAGUAAGAUUGGUGCCCGUGCGGUUAUCCUAUCACCAUCCAGAGAAAUUGCAAUGCAGACAUAUAAAGUUUUCAAAGAAUUUUCCAAGGGCUCAGAUCUACGAAGUGUGCUUUUGACUGGUGGUGAUUCUCUUGAAGAUCAGUUUGGGAUGAUGAUGUCUAAUCCAGAUGUUGUUGUCGCAACACCUGGUAGAUUCCUGCAUUUGAAAGUGGAAAUGAACUUAAAUUUGAAAAGUGUAGAAUACGCAGUAUUUGAUGAAGCCGAUAGAUUAUUUGAAAUGGGUUUUGCAGAACAACUGAACGAAUUAUUAGCAUCAUUACCUGAAAAGCGUCAAACUUUGCUUUUCUCUGCUACUUUACCUAAUACAUUGGUGGAUUUUGCCAAGGCUGGAUUAACUAAUCCAGUUCUUGUACGUCUAGAUGCUGAAAGUAAAAUAUCUGAGAAUUUAGAAAUGCUUUUCGUUUCCACUAAGCAUGAUGAAAGGGAAGCCAAUUUAUUCUACUUGUUACAAGAAGUGAUAAAGAUACCGUUAGCAACAGAAGAACAAAAAAUGAUAUUAGGUGAAGGUAACAAAGCACUGUCUGAUAGUGAAGAUUCUGAUGCUGAAAAUGGGAAAAAGGAUAGAAGAAAAAAGGGUAAAAAGAAUAAGGCCAAAAGACCUAAGUUACCUUCCGCGAAUGAAUUGCCAUCAGAAAAGGCCACUAUUGUCUUUGUUCCUACGAGGCAUCACGUCGAGUACAUUUCUCAACUUUUGAAAGCUUGUGGAUAUUUGGUUUCUUAUAUCUACGGUACUUUGGAUCAACAUGCUCGUAGACGUCAACUUUACAAUUUUAGAGCUGGUUUAACAUCAAUUCUGGUGGUUACGGAUGUUGCGGCAAGAGGUGUUGAUAUCCCCAUGUUGGCAAAUGUGAUUAAUUUUACCAUGCCUAGUUCUUCUAAAAUUUUUGUUCACCGUGUGGGUAGAACUGCAAGAGCUGGUAACAGAGGUUGGGCUUAUUCUAUUGUAUCAGAAUCUGAGUUGCCUUACUUGUUAGAUUUAGAGUUGUUUUUGGGUAAAAAAAUUCUUUUGGCACCCAUGUAUGAAGCUACUUGCAAUCUUUUGAAGGAGAAAUGGGUGAAUGAAGGUAAUGAUGAAUUUCGUUUCCAACCCCCUAAAGUUUCCUACACUGAUAGGAUGGUAUUGGGAUCUUGUCCUAGAAUCGAAUUGGAAAGCAUGGGUGAUCUUUACAAGAAUUUAAUGGAUUCCAACUACGAUUUAGGAUCGACUAGAGGUGUUUCGAUUAAGGCAGAAAUCAUGUACAUGAGAACACGCCAACCAGCAUCAGCAGAAUCGAUGAAGAGAGCUAAACAGAUGAUCAUAUCAGGAUGGGAUGAGCAGAAUAUACUAUUUGGUAAAAAUAUGGAAGCAGAAAAGAAUAAGUUUUUGGCUAAGCUACAGGAUAGAAGGAACAAAGAGACCGUAUUUGAAUUCGCUAGAAAUCCUGAUGAUAAAAUGUCUGUUCUGAUGAAGAAAAGAAGACAACAAUUGGAGCCUGUUCAACUAAGGGCAAAACAACGUCAAGAAUUAAUGGAGAAGGAAAAAUUGGCAGGUCUCACACAUUCCCUUGAAGAUGAAGUUUUGGACAAAUAUAAAGGAGAAGUUGGAUACUCUGUUCCUGAUGCAGUGCUUGAAGAAUUUGAAGAUGCUGAUCAAGUGUUAGAAGAUCAGGAAACAGAAGGUAAGAAACAGAAACAGAAAUCGAAGUCAUUCAAGGAUUCAAACUUCUUUAUGAGCCAUUAUGCACCAGCUCAGAGUGUUCAAGAUAGCCAGUUGAAUAUUUCUAGUGGGUUUACCACCGACGCAGCUCAAGCCUCCUACGACUUGAAUGAUGACGACAAGAUCCAAGUUCAUAAACAAACUGCUACUGUUAAAUGGGAUAAGAAGAAGAAGAAAUAUGUCAAUCCUCAAGGUGCUGAUAACGUGAGAUAUAUUACCAGUGAAAGUGGUCAAAAGAUUCCUGCAUCUUACAGAUCUGGUAAGUUUGAUGAAUGGUCAAAGAAGAGGAAGUUGAAGAUGCCUAAAGUUGGUUCUAGGGAGUCUAGCAUGGCAACUAACUUAUUACAAGAUCCUACUAGGGGCAAUCCAUCUUCUAAUAAUCGUCGCUUCAUGCACAAACAGGUCAAGGCUCCUAAGGUACCAGAUAAGUACAGAGACGAUUACGGCAAGCAAAAGACAAAGGUUGCCAAGGCUCUGGAGAAGGGUAUUCACGUCAAAGGUCACAACAAUGCUCCUGGUAUGACAAACGAACUAAGAUCUGCGGACCAAAUAAGAAAGCAGAGAGUCGUAAAGGACAAGAGGAGAGCCAAGAACGCUCGUGUAGGCAAGAAACGUUAA